Lathyrus oleraceus (garden pea) is the source of this 799-nucleotide messenger RNA. RefSeq lists its product as uncharacterized. Gene Ontology annotation, cellular component: mitochondrion. Bases 266 to 574 code for a protein of 102 amino acids. Lineage: Eukaryota; Viridiplantae; Streptophyta; Magnoliopsida; Fabales; Fabaceae. The record is from RefSeq and is a predicted model, not a curated record. The transcript has 2 exons.
CUUCUACUCUAUUUCAAAGUAUUUUAUAUCAAAACAAUUUUUUUUUUGUAACAAAGAAAUUUUAAAAGAAAAAUCUUUAUUUUUAAAAAGGUCACAAACAGGUCGAAAAAGUUAAUUAAAAAAGUUGAGUGUGCCACAAUUAAAAAGUGAAUAAGUACAGGGGUUAAAUUAUAAUUACAUAAAAGAUUGAAUUCAAUAACCAUUACCAAAACAUACUCACUUUCACUUCUCAGUCGCAAAACGCAUACAGAGAGUGGGAACGACGAUGGCUAACGGCGGUUUGAAGAAGAUGUUAACCCUGGCAAUCGGUGAAGGAGUGUCUUCUGCACGAGCAACGAUAUUCGGUCAUCAAUUGAACCCAACCGGCAAGAAAUCUGCUCACAAAGUUCUCCGCAUGAAAAUGUUUGGUGAAAAAGUCGCUCAAUGGUACCCUCAUGAUAUCAACAAAGAUGACCCUCUUGUUAUGGCUCGUCAACAACAAGAACGUUUAUCAAAGCUUGAAAUGUUGAAGCGUCGAGGUAAAGGGCCACCCAAGAAGGGCCAGGGAAGGCGUGCUGCAAAACGCAACAAAUAAAUUAUACUCUUCCUUAUCUUGAAUUCAUUUGUUGGUUAUACUGUUUUUAAUCAAAUACUAGUAGUUGUUUCGGCAAACACCUUUAAUUUCAUUUAUUUGAUCCGAAUGACAGAUUUUUUGUUGUGUUAUUCCUGGGGAAACUUAAUGUAUUUGAAACUGAUUUUUUUGUGUAUGUUCUUGUGGUUGUGAUUUUCUAAUCAGCCAAGAACCGACAUUUAUUUUCAA